This is a messenger RNA of Musca vetustissima, 4493 nucleotides long. It is a transcript of the gene pk, whose product is annotated as protein prickle. The record is from RefSeq and is a predicted model, not a curated record. The transcript has 6 exons. Lineage: Eukaryota; Metazoa; Arthropoda; Insecta; Diptera; Muscidae. Gene Ontology annotation, molecular function: zinc ion binding. Bases 60 to 4466 code for a protein of 1468 amino acids.
UUAUAAUAAAACAAUAACAACAUUAAUAAGAGCACCAACAAAAAUCCAUAAGCAACAACAUGGAGAGCAUGUCAUCGUCAAUUGAACCCGUCGUUCCACGUACCGCCAAUUUGCUAGCCUGCAAACAAUGGUGGCGUGUUUGUUUCUUGUACGGCGAUCAGCAGAAAUAUUAUCGACAGGUUUACAGCAAGGCUGCGGCACAACGACUGGCCUUAUCAGCGGCCAAGUCCGCUUCGAUGGGCUUAACAAGUGAGCAAAAUAAUGAAAAUGACAAUAACAACAAUCCCGAGACAGAGUAUGAUACGGUGGCCAUAGAUUUUAUCGAGACGCAAUUAGACGAUGCAGACGACGCUGAAGAUGUUGAAGAUGCAUCCCGAGAUAGUAUGACAACAAUGACGAUAACAAACCAUAUUAAUGCGCCAUCUAAAACAACUGCCAAAGAACAACAGCAUCACCAAACGCCAGUGGCUUUAUUUCCCUCAAAAUGUGAAACAAAUGCCGAAGGCCAAAGCAAUAACAACGGCAGCAGUGGUGGCGGCAGUACUUUACGUAAAAGUAAGCGUCUUUUACGCUCUUUACGAGGACAUCGAAAGGGCGGUGGCGAUACAAAUAAUGAAACAACAAGUACAAGUACAAACGAAGCAAAUAGAGCACCCUCAGCCCACAACUCGGCUCCACGGAAUCGCCUGUCCAGUCACAAUUUGCGCGAUACAUUGGAGACACUUAAAACUUUAAGCCUUAAUAAUCGUCAACAGCAACCAACGACGACGACGACAACAACAACCACAUCCACGUUGGACAGUAGCCAAUUUGUGGCCGAACCCACUAAACAAAAUGCCAAACACACCCUGCUCGAUGAUCCGUUUCUUUUCGGCAUCGAUGAAGAUCAUUUGGGCGAUUUGAUACGGGGUAAAACGCUUCAUAAUUACACACCACCAACGGCCAUCGAAAAUGUAUCGAAGUAUUUUAAUUUAUUCUCUGAGGCAGAACAAGAUGCUUUGAAUAGUUUAAAUCCCGAAUGUAUGGCAUUGGAAAUGCUAGUCGAUGAAGAGAAGCCGGCACUGCCACCAAAACGUGGUGGAACACAAAAAUCAACAACAACGACAACAAAAUCUACAAAUAAUGAAUUACGACUCAGUGAAAGUGAUUUAGAAUUUUUAAAUUUAAAUUUAAGAAAUCGUAGUUUACCGCGUCACUUGCUAAAGCCCGCGAAGGAUCCUCAUGACAUUAGUUUUACAUUUAAAGAGGAGAGCGAGGAAGAAUGUAAGAAAGCGUGUGAACUCAAGGAAAUGGAAAAUCCGGGUACUAUUGUUGACGAUGGCGGCAAUGAUAAUGAACCAAUCAGUCGAACGCCGCUUACACAGGUGUCGUAUCUGCAGAAAAUACCAACAUUACCGCGUCAUUUUUCACCAAGUUCGGCAGUAUCAGCAGGGUCUGGUGGGGGACCAUCGGCAAGUUCAAACACACCACCACCAUUACCCCCGUUGGGAAGUCUAAGACAUCUAGGACAAAGUAAUGUCUCAACGUCAUCAACAGCCGCAGCGUCAUCAACUUCGGGGCCAAUGCCCAGUAGUUCGUCGGCUGGGGCUUUAUUUAAUCCUGCCGGUUUACCAACUUCGCCAUUGCCAAUGCAACGUCAAUACCUUCAACAACAACAUCAGCAGCAGCAGUUACAACAAACGCCUCAUUUGCCACCAUUACCACCACACCAGCAGCAGUUACAUCCUCAUCAUCACCACCAGUAUCUGCCACCACAUCUACAGACACAUCAGCAGCCACAGCAAACAUCAACUGCAUCGCCACAUCACCAUCAGCAACAACAACAGCAGCAGCACCAGCCAUCACAAUACUCACCUGCGGCAUCUGCAUCGUCAUCAAUCUCUAAGUAUUCCUCAUCAUCGCUCAAGCAUCCACCUCAUCACCAUCAACACCAACAACAGCAGCAGCAACAAACACAACAACAACAUCCACACCAACAAACCCAUCAGUUAUCACCGGCCAUAUCUUCUCCAUCACCGCCCUCUCUGUUACACCACCCAUCCGGCGGCUUCCAUGCACCCUUUAUGGUGGGACAACACCUCGACAUCCAACGACAAUCACAUUCAGAUGAUGAUAGUGGUUGUGCUCUGGAGGAGUAUACAUGGGUACCGCCGGGACUUAGACCGGACCAGGUGCGUUUGUAUUUCUCACAAAUCUCCGAUGAUAAAGUGCCAUAUGUCAACAGUCCCGGAGAACAAUAUCGAGUACGACAAUUGUUGCAUCAGCUUCCGCCGCACGAUAACGAGGUUCGUUACUGUCACUCGCUGACGGAUGAGGAACGCAAAGAACUUCGCCUAUUCUCCACACAACGUAAACGUGAUGCACUUGGACGUGGCAAUGUCAGACCACUGAUGAGUGCACGUCCCUGCGAUGGGUGCGAUGAUUUGAUUUCCACCGGUGACAUGGCAGUAUUUGCUUCGCGUUUGGGCCCAAAUGCCUCCUGGCAUCCUGGAUGUUUUGUAUGCUGCGUUUGUCGCGAAUUACUUGUCGAUCUUAUCUACUUUCAUCGAGAUGGACGACUCUAUUGUGGCCGUCAUCAUGCAGAAACUUUGAAACCACGUUGUUCAGCCUGUGAUGAGAUUAUCUUGGCCGACGAGUGCACCGAAGCAGAAGGACGUGCUUGGCAUAUGAAUCAUUUCGCCUGCCAGGAGUGCGAAAAACAAUUGGGUGGACAAAGGUACAUUAUGCGUGAGGGCAAACCCUAUUGUCUGCUCUGUUUCGAUGCGAUGUUCGCUGAAUACUGUGAUUACUGUGGCGAGGCAAUUGGCGUAGAUCAAGGACAAAUGAGUCAUGACGGCCAGCAUUGGCAUGCCACCGAUGAGUGCUUCUCUUGCAACACAUGUCGCUGUUCGUUGCUGGGACGUGCAUUCUUGCCCAGACGUGGUUCCAUCUACUGUUCCAUAGCCUGCAGCAAAGGUGAGCCACCAACACCGUCGGACAGCUCGGGCACCGGCAUGUAUACCACACCUACACCACCCACUCAGAGAGUAAGACCUCAAACGCGUAUUCCGUCAAGUCAUGCCUCAAGUUCGCCGCCAAUGUCACCUUUGCAACAGCAGCAGCAUCAGCAAAACUUCAAUAAUGCCAUGUAUCAACUGCAAAGUCAGCAAAUAGCGGCUGGCAUUUCGAACAGCAGCAGUGUGAAUGUUGUUGGAGGUUCCAAUGUGGGUUUGGUGGGGAUAUCCACACCAUCAGAUGGUGCUAAGCAAAGCUACCCCACUUCAGAUUCAGAUGCGGGGGUGGUCAAGGAUAUGGAACAUACUGCGGGUGAUUUUACUGACUUUUCAGGCGGCAUUAACUCGUCAUCGUCACAGAACAUGUCGCCAUUGACAUCGCCGGGAGAAUUUAACCAUUUGAUGCCAAAGCCCAUGGAACUGAAACAUGAGGGUCCUUAUAAUUUCAAUGAAAUGGCUCUCAAUUUAGAUUCAACCUGGCCAAAUAAGCCGAUGCUGUCGGGAGCCAACAGUUAUAACCUACAACGGCAGCUGCAUCAAAUAUCCGAGGUGGAAAACACGAAGACAUCCAGUAUGCCUGAGCUGUCGAUACAAACAAAUACUUCAUUACCUCAAAAUCCCAAUGCUAUGAACCCUCAAUAUGGCAACUGUCCGGAAUAUUCUCAGCCAUUGCAACCAAAUCAAACACAUGGUAUCACCUCGGCACCACCAUCUGAAGUUCCUGAUCUUCCAACGCCAAAUUUAUCGGUGGCUUCAACAGCUUUACCUCCCGAGUUGAUGGGAUCUCCAACAGCCUCUGCGGGUGAACGCUCCAUUGUGUCACAUCAGUCGGGUCAGUCUGGUACAAAUCCUCCCAUACAUCCAGUAUCUAUUCUGAGUGGAGCUUCGUCCUCAUCGCCGAUGAGUGGUGGUGGCGAAAGCAAAAAAGCCAAAGGUGUGCGAUUCGAAGGCAUACCCGCCGAUACUUUACCACGAUCUCGUAGUUAUUCAGGUAAUGGUGCGGGAACAAAUCGCGGCAAUGACAACAGCUCUGAUACAACACAACGACAUGGCGGUCACUCUUCCCGGCGACGAAGACGUCGAAAAUCCCAUCGUUCAGGCAGUGGUCAUCGUUCCAACUCCACAACUCGUGCUGACACCUACACCACAACACAACCACUGUCUUCCUCGUACCAAGGACCACCGUCAAUACUACAGUCGGCAGCGCUAGAUCCUACACGUCAUCAUCAUUCAUCACAAACUGUCAUGUCCAGUGGUCAACAUGAUGACGAUUCCGAUGAUGCGUCCAGUGUCUGCUCGACCUGUUCAUCCAGUUCGUCCAGUUCGGAGGAUUAUAUGAUGUAUCAACUGCCACAGCGACGUCAUUAUGGCGGUGUACGCGUUAGCUAUGUACCGAAUGACGCCUUGGCCUAUGAUCGCAAACGCAAGCCAUCCGAUCCGAACGACAAAGACAAGAACUGUAUCAUUUCGUGAUUUACAAGCAAAUGCGUGAGCAUCGAU